AUGCUGUGGUGGCUUUGGUCCUCAGUUAUCGUUGCGGCCGCCAUGUAUGGCGGUUUUUGCCGAUGGAAGAAAUCGGUGUCGAGGCUUGCUCUACCCGUUGUUGGAUCCACCAAUGAUCCAGACCUCACAUGUGCUAUGCUUGAAGGCUACAAAAAGCACCCUGACACACCAUUCAUCAUUGCUUCGGACCCACCACGGGUUGUUCUCCCCAUGAGCCUCUACAAUGAAGUCGUUUACGCCGACGAAUCCAAUUUUUCCUUCCGUGCUGAACUCUACGAACUUUUUCUUGGACGAUUUACACACAUCGGAGAGAGAGCCCCAGAAGUCAUCAGCGCUGUGCGGGGAGAUCUAACAAGAAACUUAAAUGGCAUCUUGCCGCUUAUCCAAGCCGAGAUAGGAUUCGGCCUGGGUCAAGCUGUCGGCAGCGGAAAUGAAUGGAAGACCCUCAAAGCCUACCAGACUGUUCUCCGCAUGGUUGGCUUGAUGAGCGGUCGUAUAUUCGUCGGCUUGCCCCUUAGCCGUGACAAAGAAUGGCUAGCAACCUCGAUCAAUUUCGCGGUUGAUGUCUCUAAAUCCAGCGCAGCAAUGCUGAGAUUGAAUCCCUCGAUACGGUCUUUCUUUUUGCCUUACCUUCCUGAGGUCAAACACUUGCUGAGGGAAAAGGAAAAGGCGUACGAGUGGAUGCGGCCCCUCGUGAAGGAAUAUGUUCAGGAUCAGCACGAGUUUGAGCAGAAACCUCCCCAGCCUGGAUCCAAAGGUGCUUUCAUCUCCUGGAUAAUGAAGUACCUUCCGCAAGAACAGAGGACAGCCGAAACGAUUGGAAAACGCCAGAUAUUGCUGUCGUUUGCUGCUCUUCACACAACGUCAAUCACGGCCACUUUUGUCAUUUUCGACCUUCUCAGUCGCCCUCAAUAUAUCCAACCUCUUCGAGAGGAGAUCGACCAAGUCAUUGCUAAAGAUGGUUUUUCGAAAGAUGAAGAUGGCCAUCUUUAUCUCUCCAAGUCAUCCGUUUCUCAAUUGAAAAAUUUAGACAGCUUUAUCAAAGAAAGUCAGCGAAUGAGUCCCUUGAAUAUUGGGGGCUCAAUUAGACGCGCACGGAAGGACUACACCUUUUCCAACGGCCUGAAAAUCCCGGCGGCACUCCAACUUCAUUUCCUCUAUGGGGCGUAUACAGAGUUUCUGAGCCCAGAGUAUAAUGCUGGCACAAAUAACGCACCGCCAGCGGAGUUCGAUGGCUUCCGUUUCGCCCGUCUUCGAGAAAUGCCUGGUCGCGAGAUGAAACAUCAGGCAACGGCUACCGGUCCGGAUUCUUUCAACUUUGGCUCCGGCCCACACGCCUGCCCAGGCCGCUUUUUUGCCAUUUACAUGAUCAAGUGCAUAAUUAUUGAGCUUUUAAUGCAUUAUGAUGUGGAGUUGAAGAAAGAUAGCGAUGCCGAGGUCAAGAGGCCUCUGAAAUUUGUUAAAGAUUCGGCCCAGAUGAUGCCGAACCCAGCGGUUGAAAUAAAGAUCAGGAAGCGCAUGCAAGGAUAA
Colletotrichum truncatum is the source of this 1530-nucleotide messenger RNA. RefSeq names its product cytochrome p450 monooxygenase. NCBI's taxonomy places the organism in Eukaryota, Fungi, Ascomycota, Sordariomycetes, Glomerellales, Glomerellaceae. Gene Ontology annotation, molecular function: oxidoreductase activity, acting on paired donors, with incorporation or reduction of molecular oxygen; iron ion binding; heme binding. The record is from RefSeq and is a predicted model, not a curated record.